AUGACUCAUGCUAAACGCUCAUUGGUUGAGACGAAUCACGUGACGUACGACCUUGGCGAUUUGACCUUGAUAGUGCCGGAAGGAAGUGCAUUCAUGAAGAAAGACAUGAAAGCGCCGAGCGACGAGGUCAACGGACGAAUAAAAAAUAAUGUGGCAGCCAACGUCUGCGCAAACAAAAACAACGAUAAUAAUAAUAAUAACAAUAAUAAUUAUAAUAACAAUAAAAAUAACAUUAUCGUGAAAGAUGAUAAUGAGUCUGAUGAUGAAAGUAGCAUUAUUAAGGGGCAGGUAAUAAGCGAUGUCCUCAAGGCAGCCGAUAGUCACAAUGACUCUGACGAUGUGAAUAAUUUAGUUAGAUUGACACUUAACAGGGACACGCAAGUCGAAACAAUAAGCUCUGACGGACAGGCAACAAUUCAAUUAUCGCCAACUAAUCAACAACAACAUCAACAACAACAACAACAGUAUCAACAACAACAGUAUCAACAACAAUAUCAACAAAAACAACUUUAUCAGUUAUACUUUCCAACUAAAAACAAGCCCCUCCAGCAGCAAUACACGUCUUCAAUUGUUUCCAACGACAACAAAAAGUCAACAUUAAAAAAUUCUUCACUGGCAAUUGCAACAUCAACGACAACACCAACAAAACAUUUUACGCAAACAACAACAACGACGUCGUCACCAUCCUUGCAGCAACAACUUCAGCCACAACAAAACGCACCACCAUCAACUGCAUUCCACGAAACGGUCGCCAUCAGCAGCGGGAAAGCAUCCAUCGACGUUCAACUAUUUGCUUCCGACAGACGUAUGUGCGCAACCGGAAAAAGUAAUAAUCUUUUAGCCGGAAGUAAACACUUGAACGCGCUCUUAAUGUCUGCCGGAAAUGAAUAUCCAUCGGGAAAAGAUAUUAAAAACACAGAACGUCGACGACGAGAGUUGUUGCAACAUCAGCAACAAGUUCAGCAACUGCUCAGCAACCAAAUGCAACGCAAAUUACAACAACAACAUGUUUUUCAACAACAACAACAAUUGAACUUGUUGACGCAACACAAACAACAACUUCAACAUCAUUUCUACCAACAACAACCUCAACAACAGCAACAACAAUUAUUUUUCUACCAACAACGACCUCAUGUAUUUCAGUCGAUGCAACAAAUUUAUUCAACCCUGCAACAACAACAACCGCAACAACAACAACAUCUCUUCAACAACAACAACAACCUUUGGAUCCACACAAAUUCUCCUUCAUUGUGCAGUUUAAGUGAAUAA
Helobdella robusta is the source of this 1269-nucleotide messenger RNA. RefSeq lists its product as hypothetical. Bases 1 to 1269 code for a protein of 422 amino acids. The transcript has a single exon. The record is from RefSeq and is a predicted model, not a curated record. NCBI's taxonomy places the organism in Eukaryota, Metazoa, Annelida, Clitellata, Rhynchobdellida, Glossiphoniidae.